AUGACUGUGGUGAUCACGAUUCAUCAACCAAGCAGUCAGGUCUAUUCCCAAUGUGGCUACCCCUGCCCCGACUACUGCAACCCAUCAGAUCAUCUCAUUCGGACACUUUCUAUCAUCACCGGACAACGACAUUCUUCCCUGAGGACAAUAGCUAUGGAUGGUAAAGACGUCACAAGAGUAAAAGACGAGAAGGACAGAUCAUUCCUGAAAAUGCAAUACCCAGCUUCGUUGUGGGCCCAAACGAAGGCGCUAACAUGGAGAUCAUGGCUCACUGUUAUUAGAGAUCCAAUGUUGAUAAAUGUCAGACUCAUACAAACUGUGUUGCCAGAAUAUCUCAUCCUGCCAACAAUCUACAAUGUGAUCGUCUAUUGGAUGGCCGGUUAUUUCGCCGGCCGCCAUGCCACUGUUGCCACAGAAACGGAACUGAACUGUCGCGUUCAACAGUCCUCCGACCAUGAGUAUUACCCGUCCCAGUUUGCUGCAGCCACGGAGUAG
This is a messenger RNA of Ostertagia ostertagi, 495 nucleotides long. NCBI's taxonomy places the organism in Eukaryota, Metazoa, Nematoda, Chromadorea, Rhabditida, Trichostrongylidae. The record is from the annotation of a GenBank genome assembly.